UCUCUGGUACACAGAAAGGUGCAAAAGCUCAAGUUCCAAGAAGAUGCUUUGGAGGUCCGGUCCUGUGCGAGUACAGGAGGAGGUCAAUGCACCUGAAAGCAUGGGAGACCUGAGAGGUCUUCUCCCCUUUCUGGAUGGGCUUCUUGCUGUAGCUGUGGGGCUGUUUCCUGAGAUGCAGUGAAAGGCAUCUCAAAAUACAACAGAGAGUCCAAAAAGCCCCCAAAUCCAGCAGUGAAGAAGCACUGCUCCGAUGACAGUGUCAGAGCUUCGGAGGAUCUUUAAGCUUCAUGCAAGUUUAGCCCAGAACUGUAAACUGUUUGUCCUCCAGAGCACACACAAGGACUAAAGUGAUGCUGCGUGAGCGGUGGGGAGGAAGGGGCUGCAUCUCCCAGCCCGCUGUGGUGGUACCUGCACCACAACAAAGCCAUCAGCCUCUCACCGAGGGAAAAGUAUUCACUUUCUCUACUUAGGCUGUGUGUAGUCAUUGUCUAAUAAUAUGAGCAUUUUGCCAUCCCUCUGCAAAUAAGGCUGAGGCUGCUGCCUGAUUGGUAUAUCAUCUCACUUUCGGCAUUGAUUUUCUUGCUCUCCUUAUUUGCUUCAUAAAAAGCGAGGCAAGGAGCUGGUGCUCGCUCGCUCCCUUUCCCUCCCUCCCUCCCUCCCUCCCUCUCUCUCUCUCUCUCUCUCUCUCUCCCUCCUGUGAGAAGCUUUUGGGAGCCUUUAUUUUUAGUAUGAGACAAACCUUGCUUUAUUUCAGGAGACGCAAGUUGGAUUAUAAAUCCUUUUGUAAAUGUGUAUGGUGAUAUUUGCUCCGCUUUUUGCAAUCUUUGCAUUUGCAACAUGCGGUGGGUACUCUGGAGGACUGCGCCUCAGUGUGGACUGUGCAAACAAGUCAGAGAGUGACCUCAACAUUGACAUAGCCUUUGCCUACCCCUUCAGUGCUUCUUCCAGAGAAUGGAGAGGGGAUGCUCUAGAAACAGAAGUGAGGUUGCAUCAAGUGAAUUUCGAUGCUCCCACUUGUGAAGGCAAGCACCGAGAAAAGCUCUCCUUGAUAGGGGACUUCUCCUCUUCGGCAGAGUUCUUUGUCACCAUUGCAGUCUUUGCCUUCCUCUACUCACUGGCCGCCACCGUGGUUUAUAUCUUCUUCCAGAACAAAUACCGUGAAAACAACAGAGGGCCUCUAAUUGAUUUCAUUGUGACAGUGGUCUUCUCAUUCUUGUGGCUAGUGGGCUCAUCUGCUUGGGCUAAAGGACUGUCAGAUGUAAAGAUUGCAACCGACCCAGACGAAGUGCUGUUACUGAUGUCUGCCUGCAAACAGCAGUCCAACAAAUGCUUGCCCGUUCACAGCCCUGUUAUGUCAAGCCUCAACACUUCGGUUGUCUUUGGCUUCUUGAACUUUAUCCUCUGGGCAGGCAACAUUUGGUUUGUGUUUAAGGAGACGGGCUGGCAUUCCUCGGGCCAGCGGCACCCUCCAGACACCAUGGAGAAGCAGUCCAGCAGCUACAACCAAGGUGGCUACAACCAAGACAGCUACGGGCCAGCCGGUGGCUACAACCAGCCAGGUUCCUAUGGCCAGGUGGGUGAAUAUGGCCAGUCCCAGAGCUAUGGCCAGAGUGGGCCAACCUCCUUUGCUAAUCAAAUUUAGGGUUCACGCAGCACAAGCUCUUGUAUCCCUCCCGUGUAGAGAGUUUAACAGGUCUCAAGUUUCAGCAGCACCAGAUUUUUAAGGGUUUUACAUAAAUUAAUACUACAACAUGGUGUUUAAUGUCAGUUGAAGAUCUAAGCCUACCUCCUGAGGCAGAUGGGAGGUGGCCAGUGGGCUGGAGUUGGCCUUUUUUUCCCUGAUUCGCCAGAUACAGGGGAUGUGCUCAUCGCACGUGAAGACCUGGAGUCAAUGUUGUAGUAUGUACUGUAGAGAUAACUUUAUGGUAGUUUUGUAUGUGUUAAGAUGGUAGAAGCAUUUUGUAGCCUCAAGUCUGUAGUAUUUAUUAUGCAUAAUAUAAUUGAAUUUCCUUCUGCAUUUUGGUGAAAAACAAAAGUGUUUUACUAUUAUUUCUACAAAUUAAUCUGUAUAUCCAUGCAUGUAACAUUGCACCUAAAUUUUCCGAACUGCCUGUCUGUGACUCUUCAGAUCAUUUGUUUUGGUUAUACCUUUUUGUUUCAGAAAAUUUUACUAUUAUUUCAGUUAACUGUGUCAUCUGUAACUUAGUGCAUGGAUAAGCAGUUUCAUACUACCAAAUGUCUGGACUGUGUAAAUGGAAAUUCUCAACUUCUGCCACUACAUUUUGUUAAAUGUAUGUUUAAAAGAAGUAUGCAUCUUUUAUAUAUUUUGCAGAGUUGAAUAUAUGGCUUACUCAAGUUCUGAAUGCUUUGUAACUACAAUGUUUUUCCUUGAAAUGGCAUUCAGUAGUAUAUAUGGUACCUGACCAAUGUUUAUUCCAUUUAACUCAGCUAAGUAUUCAUUCUAUAAAUCACUAUUUCUAUGGAUGUUUUGUGAAUCUUUUAAUGUGAGCUGUGGAGAAUAAGGACCAAGUAACUGUGUUAUAUGUUUACAAAAGUAUUUAUUUAACUAAGAUAACAGAGGUGCAGAUAUCAGUAUACAAAACCAUGUGAAAAUGCCCUGUUGCUUAAUAUAGCAAAACAUGAAAACCACAUGUAUUGUUGUGACCUUACAAUGCAUAAAUAUCCCUUUUUACCCUCUUAUAAUAAGAAAACCUUUCUAUCUGUGCUGUGUCAAGAUUGUUAGAUAUCCCUCUGUUCUGUCGCUGCUCUGAGCGCUAGCUUGGUGCCACUGGAGAAUGUAACUGGAUUGACCAAAUAACCCAGGCUCAGAGGAACUCAUCCUAAAAUAGCCAGACCCAAACUUUUAGCCCGUUCAGAUUUCUCCCUGGGAAAUGCAGCCCUCCCUCACUAUAGCAUAUGGGAUGCGUUGAGACAAACAAAAGCCUGAAGCACAAUAUACUAGUCAAAACUGAUCAUCUGCAUUUCUAAAUCAAAGUGUAUCGGUAUAUAAUCUUAUUGUAUGAGCUGUAAUGUUGAAAGCAUCUUAGCUUAAAACAGCUUAGUCUCUUCUAUGAUUGUUGUAACCAAUUUAUGGCUACUCAGUGGAUGAAUCUAUAUUGUGAUAUCUAUUUGACCCUAAUAAAGUUAUUGCAUACAA
Messenger RNA from Tyto alba (common barn owl), 3157 nucleotides. It is a transcript of the gene SYNPR, whose product is annotated as synaptoporin. Gene Ontology annotation, cellular component: synaptic vesicle membrane; synaptic vesicle. The transcript has 6 exons. Bases 788 to 1642 code for a protein of 284 amino acids. NCBI's taxonomy places the organism in Eukaryota, Metazoa, Chordata, Aves, Strigiformes, Tytonidae. The record is from RefSeq and is a predicted model, not a curated record.